Messenger RNA from Quercus lobata, 856 nucleotides. Its product is annotated as germin-like protein subfamily 1 member 14. The record is from RefSeq and is a predicted model, not a curated record. The coding region runs from base 39 to 701 and encodes 220 amino acids. NCBI's taxonomy places the organism in Eukaryota, Viridiplantae, Streptophyta, Magnoliopsida, Fagales, Fagaceae. Gene Ontology annotation, molecular function: manganese ion binding. The transcript is spliced from 2 exons.
AAAGAUAUAUAGAACAGAAGAUCGAGUAAGCCUGAAAUAUGACGAAAGCUUACCUUCUAACUGUUGCCCUCUUCGCCUUGGCAUUCUCUCUUGCCUCUGCCUCUGACCCCUCUCCCCUGCAGGACUUCUGUGUUGCACUUAAGGACUACUCCGACAAGUCAGCUGUAUUUGUUAAUGGAAAGUUCUGCAAGGAUCCAAAGCUUGUCACGGCUGAUGAUUUCUACUUUUGUGGAUUGAACAUUCCUAGGAACACAUAUAAUAAAGUUGGGUCCAACGUCACUAAUGUGAACGUGGACACAUUUCCAGGCCUCAAUACUCUUGGCAUAUCCCUUGCUCGAAUCGACUUUGCACCAUAUGGACAAAAUCCUCCCCACACUCACCCUCGCGGGACUGAAAUCCUAGUAGUCUUGGAGGGUACUCUCUUCGUUGGUUUUGUAACAUCCAACACUGAUAAUCGCCUCUUCACCAAAACCCUAAACAAAGGGGAUGUCUUUGUCUUUCCCGUUGGUCUCAUUCACUUUCAAGUCAAUGUGGGAAAGACCAAUGCAAUUGCCAUUUCUGGUUUAAGCAGCCAAAAUGCAGGCGCAAUCACAAUAGCAAAUGCUGUUUUUGGAUCCAAUCCUCCCAUUAAUCCUGACGUUUUGACCAAAGCCUUCCAACUCGACAAGAAAGUGGUUAAAUAUCUUCAGAAAGAAUUCUAAAUUUUCAAUUAGAAAAAGUAAUUGUAAGUGCUAUGAAGCACUAUAUAUGGCUCUGUUUAUCUCAUUGCUAUCAUAACUAGAUUAAAAUAAAACGAUUGCUUAUGUAACUCCUUUUUGGAGGAUUUGGAAUAUAGAAAAUGUUGGCAUUUUUUUAA